AUGCCACAUUCAAGACAACCUUCGAUAUCGUCAUCGAUUAUGUCACAAUCGAAUCAUAAUCAUCCACAAAAAAUCGGACCUUGGAAAUUAGGUAAAACUUUAGGAAGAGGUGCCACUGGUAGAGUUUUAUUAGCUACUCAUCAAACAACGGGACAAAAAGCUGCUGUAAAAGUAGUUUCCAAAUCAGAAUUACAAGACGAAGAAAACGAGAAAAAUGGAGAUGGAUUACCAUAUGGUAUAGAAAGAGAAAUUAUUAUAAUGAAAUUAUUAAACCAUCCUAAUGUUUUGAGAUUGUACGAUGUAUGGGAAACAUCUAAAGCUCUUUAUCUUGUUCUAGAAUACGUCGAAGGGGGAGAAUUAUUUGAUUUAUUGGUAGAACGUGGUCCAUUACCUGAAAUUGAAGCAAUAAAAUAUUUCCGUCAAAUCAUAUUGGGUACUGCUUAUUGUCAUGCUCUUGGUAUAUGCCAUAGAGAUUUAAAACCAGAAAAUUUGUUACUAGAUUCUCAAUUGAAUGUAAAAUUAGCUGACUUCGGAAUGGCAGCUUUAGAGAGUAAUGGCAAAUUAUUGGAAACCUCUUGUGGUUCUCCUCAUUAUGCUGCUCCAGAAAUUGUCAGUGGAUUAAAAUAUCAUGGAGCUGCAUCCGAUGUUUGGUCCUGUGGGGUCAUAUUAUUUGCCUUGUUAACAGGUAGAUUACCUUUUGACGAUGAAAAUAUCAGAAAUUUACUUCUUAAAGUUCAAGCCGGUAACUUUGAAAUGCCAGUUGAUGAAAUAAGCAGAGAAGCAAGAGAUUUAAUUGCUAGAAUGUUAGAAGUUGAUCCGAUGAGAAGAAUAUCUACGGCAAAGAUUUUGAGACACCCAUUGUUAACAAAGUACCCAAUGUCAAACGAGGAUUUAAUUAGUGAAAAGUCAUUGCCACACCCACAAACUGGUUACAAGUCUUUAGGGUCAGUUAGAAACAUUGAUAAACAAAUUCUAUCAAACUUGACAAUUCUAUGGAAUGACAGACCCGAAGAAGAUAUUAUUGACUGUCUUUUGAAAGAUGGGUCCAACCCCGAAAAAACAUUUUACGCAUUGUUGAUGAGAUAUAAGCAUAACCAAGAAGAAUCUAGUAAUAGCAAUUCACCAAAAAAAUCAACUAGUUUCAAUAAUAAAGUGGUACGCAGUGGGUCAAAGUACAGUCUUAAUGGUACGCCCAGAAGAAAAAGAGCUAGUCACAUAAGUGUGUCAAGGCCAACAUCUUUCCAAUACAAGUCCAACCCGGGAGCUGGUGCAGCAGCAAAUAGAAACUCCGUUGCCAGAAAUUCUGCUGUUUCAUCUGCUAAUAACUCUCCUCGAAAAUCACCAUAUAAAUCACCAUACAGAUCGCCCUACAGAUCGCCAUAUAAAUCUCCUUCUAAGAGAUAUUCAGAUAGUCAAUCACCAACAAAGUCCCCUUAUGGAAGAAGAUCAAAUUCACAAAGACAGUUUGAAAAUGAACCGUUAAAGGCAAAGCCAAGAAAUAUUUACAAUGAGAUUGUUGAUGCACAAAGUAACUUUUCGCUACCUCCAUCACUUCCACCUUCCUUACCUUCAAAAGAUUCUCGUUACAUGAUUGACGACUACAACCAACCCCAGUUGCAACAACCUGCGUUGAGUCAAGUUCCUGAAAAUCCUAUUGUCGAUGAAUCCCCUGAUUUAAUGCAGUCUGCAAAUAUUUCUAGUGGCAAAAGAAAUUCAAUAAUAGGAAAGAACAGCAACAACAACAAGAGAAUGUCUAAAAGAAAAUCAAUUCGUGCAUCCAUGACUACGAGUUUAAAAAGAAAUUCCAUAACUAUGAAAUUGUUAUCCACUUAUGCUAAAUUAGCAGGUGAUGACGAUUGGGAGUACAUGGAUAAACAAACAAAAAGAACAUCAGCUACUUUUGCAGCAUUGUGUGACAAGAUAUUCAACCAAGAAGACUAUGACGAAGAAGACGAACAAUUAGUUGAUCCUGAAGAAAAGGAAGCCAGGGAAUAUGAAAGGUUAAUGGAAUUGGAAAGAAAGAAACACGAAGCUGAAUUAAAAGCUAGAAGAGAAUUAGAAAAGAAGAAAAGAAGACAAAAGAGACGUUCAAUAUUGAGUUCGAAGAAAUUAAGUAUUAUUAUCAAGAAUGAUGCUGAUCCAAAUAAUAGUGAACAAGAGUUGGUUGAUGAUGGUAUUAAGCAGCCAAAACGUCAGUCCAAAAACUUGGCUGCUUUAAGAGCAUUAUCUGAGGGAAACCAUGCAUCCGAAGAAUUGACAUUGGAGGACGUUGAGAAUUUAAAGAGAAGAUCAGCAUCACAGCCAGUUCCAAGAAGAAGACAAACUCCAAUUUUGACAAGAAGACCUGUAUCAAGAUUGGAUCCAUUAUGGCAAGCACACGAGAAUGAACAAUUAGACAGAGCUAAAGAUGCUUUGGAACAAGAGUGGAGGGAUUCACAAAAGAGAACUUCAACCGUCAGUCGUAAAAAAGUACACCGAGAAUCGAUGAUUUCGGUAAUGGAUGAUAUUGUCGAAGAAGAUCAAGGUGGUGUAAACAGAAGAUCAUCACGAAACACUUAUUAUGAAAGGGAAAGAGACUAUGAAUUACCAGAACCAACCGUGGAACACUCUAAUUUGACUGAUGAUUACAUGACAGAGAUUAGAAAAUCUAGACUUUUGAACAGUCAGUUGAAUGUAAGGGGUCCACUCAAUGAAAAGAGAAAAUCUGAGCCUAAAACUCUUAUUAGCAAUGUUCAAAUACCGAGUGUUACUAGAAAAUCAAGAAAUUUCACCAGUUCCAACAAAAGAUUGUCAGUAUUGUCUGUGUAUUCAACAAAGGAAUCGUAUCGUGAUUUGAAUUCUAUAAUUAAUUCACCAGAUGAAAACCCUGAAUUGCAUCAAAACAUCAACAAGCCAGCUUUACGAACCAGUAUUGCUGAUCGUUUGGAUAAGGCUGGUUUGCCUGAACCAGAAUAUGAAACCGAAACUGACGGUGAAGAUAAAAUGUCUGUUAUUGAUUUGGACGACCACUUAGCUGAUAGAAGAACUUCAUAUUAUGAUGGUUCUGGAAAGAGAGCUUCUAGAGCUUCAACAACUAAACGAUACAAUGUGCAUUCCAGUUCAGGUCAAAGACCAAAAUCCAAAGUUCCUGAUUUGCCAAGGAAUGAUUAUGAUGAUACAUUUGUUAGUAAUAGUGAUGAAAUUCACAAACGCCAGUAUAAAUCAAUGAUUUCUGACGAAUCUAGUGCAUCCGAUGAUGUCUUUGAUAAAAUUAAAUUACCAGACGGUAAAUCAACUAAAUCUUCUAUUGAUGAAUUGGCUAAUGGUACUUCUACAAGUGGACAUAGGAAAUCCAAAGUGAGACAUUCUCAACCAGGCACAGAAAUGUUGAUUCCCCAUUUGAAUGGAGGUAUUGAAUCGUCACAACCAAUGUCUAAAGUUCGUGGUAACAAUUCAAAUGGUCAUGAUGACACUGCUCCUCCACCACCACCACCAGCUCAUAAGAUAAAUAAAAAACCAUUGGAUGAUAAGACGAAUUUCCCACCACCAGAAGUGGAUCCAAAAAGAAAGGGCUCGUUUUUUAGAAAACUCUCAUGGGGGUCCAAGAAAACCAUUGAAAGCAAUACAAAUGCCAACACAACUACUAAACAACAACAAUUACCAAGUCCUGUUGAUUCUAAAGACGAAAAACCAAAAAGCUCAUUUUUCAGAUGGUUUUCAUCAUCCCACAGUCCAUCAACUGCUGAAAUUAGAAAAUUUAACACAAUUUUACCUAAACACGAAAUGUCUACGGCUUUAUUUGCCUUGUUGAAUUCCUGGUCUAAUUUUGGUUUGAAAGAUUUACGAAAUGAUCAAGUAGGAUAUUAUAUUACUGGUGCCAUAUCCAAACACAAUUCUUUCAAUUUAAAGAGUUGUAAAUUUAGAAUUAAGAUUAAUCAACGAGAUUUCAAUCAAAAAUCAGAAAUUGUAUGUGUUAGAGUGAAAGGAUCUAAAGUUACCACAGAUACGUUAUUUUCUGAAAUUGAAAAAGUCUUACUCAAAGAAGGUGUUUUAGAUAAAUAA
This is a messenger RNA of Candida dubliniensis CD36, 4041 nucleotides long. It is a transcript of the gene GIN4, whose product is annotated as protein kinase. Bases 1 to 4041 code for a protein of 1346 amino acids. NCBI's taxonomy places the organism in Eukaryota, Fungi, Ascomycota, Pichiomycetes, Serinales, Debaryomycetaceae. Gene Ontology annotation, cellular component: cytoplasm. Gene Ontology annotation, molecular function: protein serine/threonine kinase activity; ATP binding; tau-protein kinase activity. The record is from RefSeq and is a predicted model, not a curated record. The transcript has a single exon. Gene Ontology annotation, biological process: protein phosphorylation; microtubule cytoskeleton organization; intracellular signal transduction.